AUGAAAACAGCUUUGGUAAGCAGCCCAACACAGUACUUCUGGUACCGUACGACACUUCAAAUAUCCGAAGACAUAAAUUACCCAGAAUCGUUCAACUACAAAAUUGCUUUAGCCCUUGUCAUCGCCUGGAUCCUCGUUUACUUAUGCAUGAUCAAAGGCAUCGCUUCCUCCGGCAAAGUCGUUUACGUAACGGCCACUUUCCCUUAUAUUGUCCUUGUAAUAUUUUUCUUUAGGGGCAUAACUUUAAAGGGCAUGGGUGAUGGAUUAAUUCAUUUAUUCACUCCGAAGUGGCACAGGAUUCUAGACCCUGUUGUCUGGUUAGAAGCAGGCACGCAAAUAUUCUUUUCGCUUGGCCUCGCUUUUGGAGGUUUGAUAGCUUUUUCGUCCUACAAUCCAGUGGACAAUAACUGUUACAGAGAUGCGAUUAUGGUCUCUAUGACAAAUUGUUUAACGUCUAUGUUUGCGGGAAUCGUUGUUUUUUCUAUAAUUGGGUUUAAAGCCACGAUGGUGUAUGAGAAAUGUUUGGAUGUCAGGAACGAGACUUUGUUGGACAUGUUUGGACCGGCGUUUCAGUCUAUGGAACUGCCGGAGGCUGGGCAGACUGUGAUGAUGGAGCUUUAUGGGAAUUUGACCAAACUUGUAAUGCCACAUCUGCCUCACUGUGAUCUACAACAGGAGCUGGAUAAUACAGCCUCAGGCACGGGGCUUGCAUUCAUCAUAUUCACAGAAGCCAUCAACCAGUUCCCUGGCGCACAAUUCUGGUCCGUCCUUUUCUUCUUGAUGCUCUUCACCCUCGGAAUAGACUCUCAGUUCGGGACCCUCGAAGGAGUCGUCACAUCCAUAGUCGAUAUGAAGCUAUUCCCGAAUUUAAGAAAGGAGUAUUUAACUGGAGGGAUAUGUCUGAUAUGCUGCUUAUUGUCUAUGGCAUUUGCGCAUGGGUCCGGCAGUUAUAUAUUUCUACUGUUCGACAUGUACAGUGGGAAUUUCCCACUGUUGAUUAUUGCCUUCUUCGAAUGCAUUGGCAUCGCAUACGUCUAUGGAGUUAAGAGAUUCGCUGACGACAUCGAACUCAUGACAGGCCAACGUCCAGGUAUAUACUGGCUUAUCUGUUGGAAAUAUCUAUCCCCAUUAGCCAUGCUGUCUAUACUCGUAUCCUCGUUUUGGGAGCUAGCCACCGAAGGUUCCAGUUACGAAGCAUGGAUCAAGUCAAUAGGAGACACAGAAAAGAAGCCCUGGCCAAUAUGGUCAGUUAUGUUGGUAUUGAUACUGGUGAUGGCAUCUGUACUUUGGAUUCCACUGUUGGCUAUUUGCAGAUACUUUGGGAUCCCAAUCAUAGACGAUGAAGAACGAGCGUGGUUCCCUGCCGAAGAACUUCGCGACUUCCAUGGCAUAGAACCGAGACCAGUGUCUACCAUGGAAACUCUUUUGUUUUGUACCCGACCAGAUGGGACUGAGGGUUGCUGUUGGCCAGGCUGCUGCGAGACCGAUGAUGAAGAAUAG
Molecule: messenger RNA, 1500 nt
Organism: Arctia plantaginis
Lineage: Eukaryota; Metazoa; Arthropoda; Insecta; Lepidoptera; Erebidae
Source: the annotation of a GenBank genome assembly